Molecule: messenger RNA, 5999 nt
Organism: Doryrhamphus excisus (bluestripe pipefish)
Lineage: Eukaryota; Metazoa; Chordata; Actinopteri; Syngnathiformes; Syngnathidae
Gene: rc3h2
Product: ring finger and CCCH-type domains 2
Biological process (GO): nuclear-transcribed mRNA catabolic process, deadenylation-dependent decay; protein polyubiquitination; ubiquitin-dependent protein catabolic process
Cellular component (GO): cytoplasmic stress granule
Molecular function (GO): double-stranded RNA binding; mRNA binding; RNA stem-loop binding
Source: RefSeq, a predicted model, not a curated record
UCAUUACAUUUUGUGUUUUCAUAUCCUUGCUCGCUCCGUGUAAAUAGUGCCCGAGCGCGCCUCCGCGUGCGGAGCACCACCGUCAUUUUGUGCUCUCGCAUGGCGGAGGAAGAACCGCACCUUGCUUUGGCCCGGAGGUGCGCGGCGAUGAGCGGCCGCCCGCGCAGCGCCGUGGCCGGCUGAGGAGACUCCAUCACCGGCGGAGCGUCAGAGCAGCGAGCCGCCGGUGGCUCGGGUCGGGCGGACAAAACCCAAAACGUCGAGGCUUGACGUCCAUGCUGACAGCUCUUCGGUCCCGUGGAAGAAUGUUUGUGCGGAGGGGGUGUGUAUGAGGAAACAGCAGCCUGAUACCCCCGCCACCCCCGGGCCCACCAGACCAGGUCAUGUGACACGCACGCCCAGACAGAUGACAUCUUUGACAGCUGCAGACACGCCAAGUACUCGGACGGCACGGACGCAGGCUUCCAUCUUGAAUCAGCACAUGACACACGGCGCCGUCACAGACAAAGGCAACGCUUUCAGAUAUUACCAGCAUCUCUACUGUGUUGAGGAAUCUCCUGAACAGAAGUCAGUGGCCCGCAGGAGACGUCGCCGGCCCCCGUUGACAUGUGGUCCCCCUGAGCCCCCGCGAUGCCGGUGCAGGCGGCCCAGUGGACGGAGUUCCUGUCCUGCCCCAUCUGCUACAAUGACUUCGACAGCAGCGGCCACCAGCCCGUCAGCCUGGGCUGCUCGCACACGGUGUGCCGCGCCUGCCUGCACAAGCUGCAUCGCAAGGCCUGCCCCUUCGACCAGACGCCCAUCAGCACCGACAUCGACCUGCUGCCUGUCAAUUGCGCCCUGCUGCAGCUGCUGGGGUCUCGGCUUCCUGAUGUGCCGCCCGUCAGCCUAGGCAGUGCGGCCGACGUGGGACACUAUGACGCCUGCAGGGCGUGCGUGGAGGACAUGGCGCUCUAUCUCAAACCAAUCAGUGGCGCAAAAGGUGUGGCGCCGUCCAGUCCGAGCGCGCUCAGUCGGCCCAUGCAGAGGAAGCUGGUGACGCUGGUCAACUGCCAGCUGGUAGAGGAGGAGGGGCGCCUGCGAGCUGUCAGGGCGGGCCGCUCGCUGGGCGAGCGCACGGUCACCGAGCUCAUCCUGCAGCACCAGAACCCCCAGCAGCUGUCUGCCAACCUCUGGGCGGCCGUGCGGGCACGAGGGUGCCAGUUCCUGGGGCCCGCCAUGCAGGAGGACGCCCUGAAGCUGGUCCUGCUGGCCCUGGAGGACGGCUCGGCCCUGUCCAGGAAGGUUUUGGUGCUGUUUGUGGUGCAGAAGCUGGAGGGCCGCUUCCCUCAGGCCUCCAAGACCAGCAUAGGACACGUGGUGCAGCUGCUUUACAGGGCCUCAUGCUUCAAGGUGACCAAGCGGGACGAGGACUCCUCGCUCAUGCAGCUGAAGGAGGAGUUCCGUACGUACGAGGCUCUCCGCCGAGAACACGACGCCCAGAUCGUCCACAUCGCCAUGGAAGCCGGCCUCCGUAUCUCCCCCGAGCAGUGGUCCUCUCUGCUGUACGGGGACCUGGUCCACAAGUCCCACAUGCAGUCCAUCAUUGACAAGCUGCAGACGCCUGAGUCUUUUGCAAAGAGCGUCCAAGAGCUGACCAUCGUCCUGCAGAGGACAGGAGACCCUGCCAACCUCAGCGGCUUGAGACCUCACCUCCACCUGCUGGCCAACAUAGACCACAAUCCUGAGGAUCCAGCACCGUCCUGGCAGGAAGUGGAAAGGGUGAUGUUGGCGGUGAAGCUGGUGGUCCAGGGCCUGGUGGAGUUCAUACACAAGUUCAGCAAGAAGACGCAGGACUCUCCACAGCCUCAGGUGAACAGCAAGUAUAAGACCAGUAUGUGUAGAGACCUCCGACAUCAGGGAGGCUGUCCUCGAGGAAGCAACUGCACCUUUGCACACACGCAGGACGAACUGGAGAAGUUUCGACUAAGGAACAAGAAGAGCAGCAGCGUUAGCCGCGCCAUCCCAUUACCGUCUGCUAAAACGUUCGUCAUGGAAGGCGGUGGCAUCGCUGAGGGCUCUGCAGGAGACUACAGCAUGAAGAGGGUCACGUCCAGUGAAUCGAUGGGGGCGAGCGGCGCCAGCGGGCCGAGCAGUGGGACCGUACUGGGCUCAGCCGAGCAGAAGUCUGUGUCCCCGCCCCCAGCGCCACCCGUCAGCCACUCGACAGCAUCAUCUCCUUUGGGGACGGCUGAUGGGGCGUCCAAACACGGUCCUCUUGUGCUGAGAGUCACUCAUCCUUCUCAGGAUCUCAUCUACCAAGAAGCACAGUCUGCGUACGACACCGCCCACUUCCACACCAGCUCAGGUUCCUUCUACCCACACAAGCCCUGCAUGGCUCGCUUCCUCAGAUCGGCCAACGUCCCGGAAUCCUCCAUGCCACCUUCCUCCUUCCCCGCCGAUCCUUCAUCCUCUUCCUCCUCUUCCCCUUCGGGGUAUCCGCCCCCCCCGCCCGGAGACCGGCUCGGCCCCCCCGUCUUCCAUCCCCACCCCGGGCAGCCCCAGUAUGGAGCUCUGGCGUCCGCCCAUGGCGUCUAUGCGCCGCUCUACGACAGCAGAAGAGUGUGGAGGCCUCAGUUGUACCACAGAGAGGACGCCCGCAGUAACUCCUUGCCCCCCGAGGUGCUGCAUUCCUCCGUCUACCAGCCUCCACUCAGGGAGAGAUUCAACUCGCUGGACAGCAACUACUGCUCUGGAUCGGAACACCGCGCGGGGCCGCACGGGGACUACACCCGCGUUCCUUUGGGCUACGACCAACUCUUCAGGCGGAAGCAGGAGCAGUGGGCGCACCAUCACCACCAUCACCACCACCACCAGCACCACCAGCACGGCGCCAACAGGCCCUCCCAGUCCUCCGCCAUCUUCAACAUGGAUUUUGGAGCCGAGCACGCGGACAGCGGCGUGGGACCGUGUGUGGGGUGUCGCUUCCGAGGCGAGGAGAGCUUGGCACGCUACUCGCCGUGGUCCUGUGGCGGCGUCGGACCCUGCCUCCGCCCCUUUGAGCCUGAGACACUCCAGCACGCUGCGCCUCACUCCUGCUUGGAGCAGACGGAGCUGGACAGCGGCGUCACAAAGCGGUGGCUGCACUCCUUGGAACAGUACAGGCGACUUAAAGAGGAGGACCCCAUCAUCCCCUUCAGCGAGGGGCCCAUCAUCUCCAAGUGGGGCGCCAUUUCCAGGGCGUCCCGCUCGGGAUACCACACCACCGACCCCGUCCAGGCAACCGCCUGCCAGGGCGGCACCAGCACCACGCCAGUCAACUUUAAAGAUUACAACUCUCAUGGGGAUCACAGCGAGUCCAGGUGGAUCUCCAGGGGAUCGGUUCACGCUCCGCAUGACAGCGAGCAACUAUGUGCACCGGAUCUACGUCAGCAUCCAUCAAGCGAGCGAAAGGCCGGCUUCAGCCAGGACCAGCACCAUCGGGAGCCCCGCACGGGCCGAGAUAUUGACCUGGAACUGUGCCACCUGGACCUGGAGGACCCCAACGGCCAGGAGAUGAAGGAGUCGGCAGACCUGGCCGCUUCAUAUUCCGAGGACGCCGCCCACCCUCACCCGCCACCAGCGGAAGAGCAACGCCACGCUGACAGCUCUUCCACAGACAAGAUGGACGCCCACCUACUGAAAAAGAUGGCCUUCAGGAAGUCGUUGUCUCCUGUAGGCUUGGUGUCAGGAGGUCUGGGCAAGCUGGUGCUGAGGACCGGAACUCCCGGACCAGGUGGUGACUCCGCCGGUCGGUCUGGUCCUGAAGAGGCGGGGGCGGAGAUGCUGCUGGGUGGAAGCUAAGCUAAGCUAAGCUAUGCUAUGCGGUGAUGUUUACAUCUGCUGUGGUUCAACACAGCAGUCACAUGACAAAGAUUCUGUUUGCUACAUACGCCGGGCAAAAGUUUAGACACAUCGUCUCAUUGAUUAGCAUUGGGAAGUGUCUCUAAACUUUUGACUGAUUGACAUUUUUAUCGACUUUUUCAUAUUUUUGCUCGUGCCUUGAAAAAAGUUGUCUUUUUGGACAUUUUUUACUUUCAGCCUUGCAUGGCGAUAUGUGCCGGUUGCAUCCAGUGGUUUCGCUUUAUGAGCGUUUACAUGAUAUUAUAUUAUAUUAUAUUAUAUUAUAUUAUAUGUCCUGCUCUCUGCAUAGAGGGCCGGCCUCCGCCAAGGCUUAAACCAGGGGUGUCCAAACUGUGGCUGCCUGCUUUUUAUUGGCCCGUGGCACAUUUUAAAAUAUCAUUUAACAGGAAAACAAACAAAAAGCCAAAAGUUGGAAUCUAAUGAAAUAAUAAUAACAUAAUAAUAACAUAAUAACAGGAUAAUAUUAUCAGAAAAAUACAUGAAUUUAGUAGCUAAGAGUUCAAAUAUGUUUAAAAAAGUGUGUUUUUAUGACAAACCAACCAACAAAUAAAAUUGGUUGGGGAAAAAAGUUAGAAUCUUUCAAGAAUAAAACCAACAUGUUAUGGGAAUCAGAAUUUAUAAAUUUGUAAAAUAAAGAACAUUUAUAAGAAGAAAGCUGAAUUUCAAAGAAAACCAAACAGUAAAAAUUGAAAAACAGAUGUAGUUGAAAAAGAUGUAUUCUAUCAAGAAAAAAGUAAAACAUGUGCAUAAUUGUUAUUAUUUUUAGUAUUAUGGGAAUAAAGUCAAUAUAUUAUUGCAACAAAUACAUCAUUUUCCAAAAUAAACAAAAACAUAAACAUUUUGGGAAAAAAAAUUUGGGGAAAAAUUAGGUUGGAAAAAAGUCUGAAUUUUAUGUGCAUAAUUAUAAGAAUAAAAUUUACAAGUAGAAAGUGGAAAUAUUUGGAAAUGAAAGCAGAAAUAUAAAACAAACUGUAAUUUUAUGUGAAUAUAGUCAAAAUAUUAAGAAAAAAAUGGCAUUUUUACAAGACUAAAAUCAUAAUAUUGUAAAAUAAUUUUAAUAGCUUAGAGUUCAAAUAUAAAAACCUUUUAAGCUGUAAUGACCAACAAUAAACAACAUAAAGCUGUAAUUUUGGAAAAUUAGGUUGUGCAAAAAUGUCGAAUAUGACAAUAAAGUCCAAAUCUAAUAUUAGGAAAAGAAAUUUACAAGAAGAAAGUUGUAGUUAUGGUUAUAGUUAUAGUUAAUAGUUGGAACAACAACCACAGAUGAGAAUAAAGUCAAAAUACUAAAAAAUUGAAUUAAAUUGACGAGAAUGAAUUGCUGAUUUUAGGAGUGAAUUUUUUUUUAUUGUUAUUAUUUUUGGAUGUCGUCAUAUAACAAGAAAAUAACGUUAAAAUUAAGAUAAUUAAGUUUGUGGAAAAAUUAGCAUAUUAGCAUAUCAAAAUGUUGUGAGAAGCUUAUGAGAAGAAAACUAACUUAUGUAACAUCUUAGCAUAUUUCUCAAAGUGGCCAAGUUGCAUCCUUUGAUUUGUCGCUACGAGGCAAACGCUCCCUGGCGAGAAGUUAGGACCCCCCCGGAUUAAAAUGAUAACAUCAGGCCGUGAAUGGUCAUUUUUUUUAACUUGGUGUUUCUUUGGGUGCUCGUCUUUGACGUGUUUUUUGCAUUUUGUGCGCCGCUAACUUCUGUGAAGUUGUUUGUCAAGAGUAUUUUUGUAUCGGGACAUCCCGUCGCUGCUGCUGUUCCACGGACACUUUCCACGGUAGUAGAGCAGCAUUUUGGAAAAAGACGUGCUUCUUCAUGUUGUAUAUUUUCCCGCACGGUGACCUGUACGAGCCGUACGUGCCCCAACGCUUUGAGAUCUAAUGCCACCACCGCCUUCUUUCAUCGGAUUUUUCCAACAAAAAUAUCAUCAUAAUCAGGGAAACUCAGGGACAGAAUUUGGAUGCCCCGCUAUUACAGCCAUUACUUUGCCCUGCUUCUAUUAACCACUGGAUGUCUUGGCAUCUGUUGAGGCAUUUAUUAUUUGGAAAACAUAUUUUUGCUAUAAUACAUUCAUUUUCUUCCUCACGAGGGUCGCGGGGGGUGAUGGAGCCUAUCCCAGCUGUCUUUGGGCGAGAGGCG